ACACGAGUUAAAAACUUGUUGAUAACCCAGUUUAAGAAAGCGGUACGAUAUGAGCAUUCGCGCAAGGACAAAUUGGAACUCCGACACACAUACUUAAAGAUACCCUACAGUAUUUUAAUAUUAAUUAAGUUAUUUGCAUUUGGAACUACAAGUUAUAUGGCUGAAUACACACAACAUUACCAAAAAAUACUACCAAAAUAUAGUGAUAAAAAGGAACAGGAAUCUUAUCAGCAGAGUGUUCCACUCAUGCCGGUCCCACCUCCUCCUCCUCCUCCUCCACUUCCACUCAUGCUGGUCCCUCCUCCUCCUCCUCCUCCUCCUCCACUUCCCCCUCCAGCUCCUCCUGCAUUUGGGUCACCUCCUCCUCUUCAGGGAAGUAGUCAGCCACCAAAGGAUGAACAACAAGGGCGAAAUGCACUGUUAGCUGAUAUUCAGAAAGGGAGGCAUCUGAAAAAAGUGGUACAAGUCAACGAUCGUAGCACACCAGUGAUCGACAGUGCAGCUCGAGAUGCAGGGAGCAGUGCAGGUCCCGUGGGGGGAGGAGCAGCUCCUGCAGCCCCCUUGGGAGGCCUGUUUGCCGGAGGCUUCCCUGUCCUGAGACCUGCAGGACAGAGAGACAAUCCCGUUUCCAGACCAGCCCAUUCGCCAGGUGACAUCAGAAAGCAAGUACAAAGAUUUCCUGUCAAUAACACAAGACCUGCUGCCACCACCUCGAUUGAACCCGAGACUCCGAGGCCAGCAAAGCCUUUGGAUCUACCUUAUGCUUCUCGAGGGACACCAGUCAGACCCAGCAUGCUAGCACCUCCCCCUCCCCCUGCCUAUACCAAAUCAGUCGCCUGUGUGCCUCUCACCUCCUCUGUUCCGCCCCACCCACCACCUUUCCAGGAGAGACCUAGCAAGACACUGUCUCUUCCUUCUGGUUCUCUACCCCCUCCUCCUCCUCCUCCUCCUCCUCACCCUCAAAGUAACAAACCUGCCUGGCUACAGAAUCAACCCUCAACCCCUCCCCCUCCUCCCCCUGCUAUGUCCCAUUCUGGUCUCCCUGACAGAUCAUCUGGGAGUUUCUCCUUCCCUGCCCCUCCCCCUCCCCAUAAUAGCCAAUUCAUGGAUAGUCUUAAUUCACAACUGCCACCUCCACCACCGCCUCCCUCCUUUUCAUCUCUUAGGCCCAACAGAUCCUCUCCCAUGCCCUCUAGUGGCAACUGGGGUAACAUGCACGCAACACUUCCUAUGUCUCCCAAGCUACCAUCGACCCCCUCUCAAACCUCAAAGUCUGGCAUGUCUCUCCCUCCUCCUCCUCCCCCUUUCACACCUCCCAUGGCUGGAUUUCCUAGAAGGCCACCUGAUGUACCAAGAGCCAGAGGGGGUGGAAGACCAACCCCUCCUCCAGCACCACCUGCUCGAUCUCCAAACACAGAGCUGUCCAGCCGGAAUCAGAGCCCAGCCAGCCCUGACUGGCCCCUAAGCCACCCCCCUCCCUCUCCACAUCCGCAUAAAAAUGAGGAGAUGCACAAUUUAGAUGACUUUGAAUCAAAGUUUAAGUUUCAUUCAAUGGAUGACUUUCCACCACCAGAUGAAUAUAAGCAAUUUUCCAGAGUAUAUCCAAGCAAAGAGGCAAGAGUUAACUCACAACCACCUCCAAUAAGAACACAUUUGAGAUGAACAGAUUCAGUGGUGUAAAUACUGUGUUAAAAUUGCACCACAGUAACAUGGAGACGGUCCUUACCUUGAAAGAGCAAAGCACGGAGUCUCAAAUAAUCAUCCGUAAAUGUGUACUUCUUGGUAAUUUUACAAACUGCAUUUCUGUUACAACCCAGGUUUGAAAGUUUCCCAAUAAGUAGUACUGCUUAUUAUUCCUGUAUUAUAAAGAUAUCUUGUGUUACUGUAAGCACCUGAACAAAACACCCAAAAACUGUCAGAACUAAACCACCCCCAGUAUUAAAUCUAUUCUCCCAAGAGCUGGCAUGCAGGGUCAUUUCUUAAUCAAUUUCUCCAACUUGUCACUCUGGAUUGUAAAACAUAAUAAAAAUAUAUUUAGGUGAGGCACACUGACAGCAGCAACGCAAAAUGGUGAAAUCAUGAAUUAAAGCACACAAACACACAUGUGCAAUAAAUAUGACAUGAGAUUUUUAUUAUUGUUUUAAAAGGUAUCACCGGAAUGGGGUGCAGAACAUGAGAUUUCAAAUUGUUUUCUUUCAGUCCUUUCUCUCUGCUUUUGAGUUUCCUGUUUUUUGGUUUGGGACCCUUAGCUGUAUUAAACUGGUGUUAAUUUACCGUCUGAGAAUUUAUAUGUAAAACAGGUCAGGGGGAUGGUGGUUGUUUGUCAAAUCUAUAGAAUAAUCUAUAGAAUAAUCUGUAGAAUAAUCAAGAACAUGGUAAAGGAUGCUUAGGAAUUUAUGAAGCUAAAAUACAAUAGAGUGAUAUACGCUACCAUUAAUAAAUUUAAAUAUGCUACAUAGGAUUUAUUAUAACAAGUUAAACAUACUAUUAAUGUUAAAUACUUGGCUGUUUUUCUACUGCAGGUUUUUCUGUUGAAAUUAAAAUGUACAUCUGGAAAAUGGGUAACAUUGCUGGUGUUUUAAAAGUACUUGGUCCCGUGUGUCUUUCCAGAAAAGUAGAAAUGUAUGUCCUCACUCUCAGCCAUGAGUGACCUGCUGUACAGAGAACACUUUUUCUGAAAUAAUAAAUAUAAACCAUAAAGACAUAUAAACUGGUUUAGGGGUGACACUGUGGCAGAAUUCUGAGGCACCACAGACAGGAGCCCCUGGCAUUAUUCACACAUACCUGUGAGUUGUUGGCCUGUGUGAGAAUCUCCCUUUUCACACUGUAACUGAGGCACUGCCCUUCAUUUGAUUGCUUUUUAAAUAGCAGGGUCAACAAUCCAGUGAAACACCUUUUAAAUAGCAUCUCUUUUUAAUCUGUUAUGUCCCGGAUGCCUGAAAAUAACCUCCUUUGGAGACCGGUUAAUGCCCUCUUUUCUUAUCACUUGCAUGAUCCGUUUUAGUUUGCACAGUCCCCUCCAAUGCAAGCGAGCAAACCUCCUGCGCUUGUAAACAAAUUCCUGAUGUGGAUGAAAAGCACCUAAAAUUACUCAUGUGCACAAUAUUUGAAUAUUACUUCCUCUUAGGGGUGUUUCAAGAUUACUGUUCAGACUUUAUGUAAAGUUAUUUUUUGCUACAGCUCAAAUGUUAAACUACUGCCCGUGGGGAAUUAUGAUGCAAUCAUGUAUAUGUAUAUCAGCGUGACUGUCCGAACCAGUUUUUAUUGGGAUUAGUGCAUAUACGGGAGAUUUGAGGUCCUUGUCAAAUUCCUGGUUGGCUCAAAACAACAACAAAAAACAUCCACUGUCAAUUAAGUUCUAAUUAAAUUACAAUUUAUAAUUAUGGUUUGGGAAUACAAAUAUCAAGAAAUGUAGCAGAUGAGACAACGAUCCAUUGUUGUGCUUAGACCAAAGAACACAAGUCAUUCUAAUGGAUUAGUGUUUAUAUGGUUAUCUUAACUAAUUUACCAAACAUGGCUUUGAAGUAAGGCCCAUGACUAACAGUACUUGCAUUGUGUAGAUAAGAGAUGAUUGUAACACAACACACCACAAA
Messenger RNA from Polyodon spathula (Mississippi paddlefish), 3593 nucleotides. Its product is annotated as WAS/WASL-interacting protein family member 3-like. The record is from RefSeq and is a predicted model, not a curated record. Gene Ontology annotation, molecular function: actin binding. The transcript is spliced from 8 exons. Bases 157 to 1662 code for a protein of 501 amino acids. Lineage: Eukaryota; Metazoa; Chordata; Actinopteri; Acipenseriformes; Polyodontidae.